AUGUUACCCAGUGUGUUCAAACCUCCCUUUACAUCGGAACAUUCUCUGCUUCGGGACGAACCGAGCGGAUACGUACUAGGAUUCCCCCGCGUCCCUCGUCACGACAGGGAUCAGAUCAAGGAGCUGCUCAUGUCUGAGCUCUGUUCAGACGAUUUGGAUCGAGUUUCAGAUAAGCUUUGGUGGAUGUCAAAGCAAGAUAGCACAAAUAUAUGGCCACUCCAUCGACAAUUGCUGCAGGGCCGGUCUAUUAUCGUGACAGAGAACCCAAAGCUACAUCUCGUGUGGAUCAACAACCGCAUCUUUAUCAAGCCUCUUCCACGGUUUAUCGGAUCCUUUGACUUCUGGAAAGACCAUCUUUGCAGUAAUAAUACCAGCGAAGAUGUGCGUAUUAGGAGAGCUGCGUUAGGUUAUUUACGCACAUACUACUAUCUCAUCCGGCACGAAUCCGACUUUCGCAUUGCCAAGGAUCCUAACCUUUGUCUUAUACCAGAAAGUAUCACUUGGGUGCAGUUCUGCGAUUUCACCUCUGAUCUAGAUAAGAUUCUCGAUAAGGAUGUUUCACUACGCUAUGCCUAUGGCCAAAUUCGCCUCACUCGUCUGAACUUCUACGCUCCGGUUAUCCUCAACAAGUCUUAUUUCCAGAGAGUCGACUUUCAGUACGGACAGUACUUUGCGCGCUUCUAUGCCCCAGUUUUAUUCGCAUUUGGGAUCACGUCUGUGACUUUGAGUGGAUUGCAGGUCGUGGCCUCACUUGAAACAAGUGGCGGCGCCAACUGGCAAGGGAUGGCGCUUGGGGUCAGCGUCUUGGCGAUCUUGGUCUCUUUUGGAGUUCUAAUCGGGUUUGGGGUUUUACUGUCUUGGAAAAUUGCCAUGGAGUGGAAAUUCGCUAUCAAAGAGCGGCGUCGCCUCAUAAAGACGGAACGAGUCGUGUCUUUACCCGCGACGCAGGCAGCAGCAGCAAUGGCAGCAAGUAGCCACAAAAACUUCAGACUACGGGGUAUUCCUCUCGAAUUCGAGACUAGGAAUGAGGUCUGCAGCCUUAUUCAGAAGACCCUUGCACUGGAGCCCAACGCUAGUCCUACUGUUUAUUCGCUUGCACGGUCUCCUACCGACCCACACAGCAAGAUAGCUACACUCAGCUUUCCUUCUAUCCCAGACUGCUUAUCUGAUCGCUCUAAAGAUGAGUGGAAUUUCAGCCUAUCGGAAGAUAACGACAUCGAUUUCGGCAGUUCUCUUGCUUUCGAUACACACUUUACUGGCUUCACACCCUUUCAUCGCGCAAGCGAUAACGAUUGUCAUAUUGAUGUGAUUGCGGUGUGUGGUCUUGGAGGACAUGCGCUAGGUUCCUUCAAAGAAAAGAAUGGCCGUUUCGUUUGGCUUCGGGACGCUCUUCCUUCUGAUACCCCGAAUGCAAGGAUUCUGACCUACGGUUACAAUAGUCAGCUUGACUCAACCCAACCACGUUCGAUACUUUUCAUUGGGCAUAGCCUGGGUGGGCUUGUCAUCAAAGAGACCGUACGAAUACUGAAAGAAGAGCCGCUCGAGCCCGACUUUUCGAUCUUAAACGCCGUCUCCGGCUUCGCCUUCUUUGGUGUUCCCCACCAAGGUUUGGCAGUUGAGUGUCUUGUCCCUCUGGUAAAGGAUAACCCCAAUCGAGCACUUCUUGAAUCCCUCAACAAGAACUCGUCUCUUCUCGAGCGUCUACAAAUUGAGUUCGAUAAGAUAUCAAAGGCAAGGAGCCUUUCUGUUGUGUCUUUCUACGAGACAGAAAAGUCUCCUACCGGGGCUUGGGUAAAUGGCAAGUGGGAGAUGUCUGGUCCCAGCGAAGUGCUGGUCGAAGUGUUCUCUGCAACAUGCGGUUGUCAGAAGCAGCAUCCCAUCAACCGUAAUCACUCUGAGAUGGUGAAGUACAGUGGUGUACAUGAUCAACUAUACCGACGGGUGAUAGUUGCCCUUCGUCCUAUACUUGGCAUAACACGAGGGCGGCCUGGCACUGGAGGUAUAGGAGGGGGUCCACAAGUUUGUGUUCAACUUUCUGGUGGCGAGCAGGAAUGCCUGAAGUCUCUGUCCUUCCCUGAGCAAGAGCACAGAUACUCUGAGAUUUCUUACGCCAGCGACACUUGCAAUUGGCUUCUAGAAGAUCACAACUAUCAGAAAUGGAUGAAUACAGCUCGUGGACUCUUUUGGGUCAAGGGCUGUCCCGGAACAGGCAAAUCGGUCCUCAUGAAGUUUGCUGUUGAUACGAUGAACCGCAGGAUGUCUGGGGAAAUUAUCGCCUCCUUUUUCAUCCAUGGACGUGGCAUACCAUUACAAAGAACACCUUUGGGUAUAUUUCGAGCCUUACUUAGUUCCCUGCUCAUGUCAUUCCCAAAAUACCUUGCCGAGCUUACAGAAAGCUUUCAAGAUAAACAGCAGCGAUAUGGAUCGUAUGAACAGAAGAAUGGUUGGCAAUGGAAUGAGAAGGAGCUGGAGAAAUUCCUGUCCAGACUCUUGAUCGAGGGGACUAAAGAGAUACCGGUGGUUAUAUUCAUUGACGCACUUGAUGAGUGUGGAGACCAUGCCAAAAGCCUACUGGUAUCUCUCAAGAGUCUCACAGAGAAUGCUGAGCAAAAGGGAUCCUUGGUGAGGAUAUGUUUUUCCUCGAGGCAUUUCCCGAUUCUUGGCCAUGAGACGAUGGCGAGAGUCUACGUGGAAGAGAAGAAUGACCAGGACAUCAGACUUGUUAUUGAAGGCCGACUCAAGGAGCUUCAGCCAGUCGAAAAGCGUCGGCAGAUCGAGAAAGAGAUCAUGUUGAAGGCCCAUGGAGGCUUUCAAUGGGCCAUACUCAUCACGAAUAUGAUACUCGAUGAAGACGUGACUGGCGCCAGAACCGAGGAUCUACUUAAGAUGAUAUCGACUACCCCAACAGACCUUGAUGACCUAUACGAUGUAAUAUUGAGGGGGGCGACUAAGGAUAAGCACAGACAGAUGGCAAAGCUGUUUCAAUGGGUUGUCUAUGCAAUAAGACCUUUGUCGGCACAGGAACUUCGAGAGGCACUUGCUACUGAUAAAGACAUGACCUUUACGACAGUCUCGGAGCUAAGAUCGCAUGGUAAUUGGUCCGACUGUGUGUCUCAGUUCGAGACGCGUGUCCGACAUAUCUCAAGAGGCCUUGUUGAGUUUCAGAACCGGGACGUCUAUGAGCAAUAUGAGCCUGGAGGUGAAGAAUGGAGCCGGGAGGCUCAGUUCAUACAUCAGUCGGCCGCAGAUUUUGUUGCUCAGAAGUUUCUCACCUAUAUUGACGAAGGGUCGUUGUCUAGGUCGCCAGCUGGAGCUGGCCAUUAUGAGAUCUCGAGGUCUUUUCUGAGAUAUUUGACCCUGGAAGAAGUCCUGAACGGUAACAAAUUACCCCGAGAGAAAUUCUCAGCGACCUUCCCGCUGAUGCCAUACGGAGUAACAUUUCUCCUCGACCACAUUUUGGGCGUUGAGGAGGGGGGCAUUCGCCAGACCGAUUUAGUGACACUCAUUCAGUGGAACCAACCAGAACGCAUCAAGAUGCUCGCAAAAGUAUGGAGAAUAAUGGACCCUGAGGGUACUCAUGCACCAAGGGGCUGGCCGUUCUUCGGCGCCACGAUUCUUCACCUCGUGAUAGCGUUUGGUUCUGCUAGCCUUUUGGAUACUUUACUCCACAAGGAUAGCUCAGACUUGGAUGCCCAGGAUCUUGAAGGAAAUACCCCCCUUCAGCUUGCUCUGCGAGAGGACUGCCAAGAGUUGGCCCUUAUGAUACUAGCUCGAUCAAGGAUAUGGCAGAUUGAGGAUGACGACGUUCCUUCACCGGACUGGCCAAGAGGGUUCAGAGUACCAGGCAGAUACCUCAGUCACAUCAAUACUACCAACUUUGAUGGCGAGACACCUUUGGGCCUGGCCCUUUCCAUCAGAGCUGACAAGAUAAUCCGAACCUUGAUCGAUGCAGGUGCCGAGAUCAAACACGAGAAGUCGCUGAUGUUUUAUGCCAUAAGUCAAGAGGAUACGGCACUAGUAUCCCAACUCAUCAAUGAGGGUUCAGACCUUGAAGGAGCUGUGUUUUUUGCAACUCAAUGUUUAAAUCGGACCGAUAAUGAUGAUCACAUUUUACACGAACUUUUGAAGGAUCUACUUAAAGCUGGUGGUAAUACAAGGAGAUUUACUGGUGUCGAGAUCGACAAUUACAAUGAGUUCGAUGGUGACGACGAAGAGGAUGAAGAGGCGAUCUUUGUUGCUUCACGUCGAGGUAUGACGGAGGUGGUCAACCUUUUACUUUCACAUGGCUCUUCGGCAAAGAUGAGAGGCCGAGACUAUGGAGUUCCUAUAUUGGUAGCUACUCAAAACCACCACUCUGAUACCGCCAUGGUCUUGUUUCGGGAUUCACCUCAGACAAUCUUUUCGAAUAACAACCUUGGCUUAACGAGCCUUAAAGUGGCUAUAGAUACUGCUCAGGUUGACCUUACGCUCUCAUUUGUGGAGGAGGGUGGGGGUAUUUUGUCAUUACAAGGGUUGUUCUACCAAGCUGUCGAGAUGAAGGACCUCGGGUUUGUGGAUGCUUUGUUGCAAAGGAACGCAGAUGUCAUACAACUAGCCAAUCAAAGGUGGCAAGGAGAUGACACGCCAUUUUUGGUGGCUGUGCGCGCAAGCAAUGAUAGCAUGGUCGAUCUCCUUCUCCGUACAGGCAAGAUUGAUAUUAGUGUCAGAGACCAAGAUGGCAACACCCCAUUCUUUUUGGCCGUUAGGAAUGGAUACCUGAGUAUUGCCCGACUGCUCCUUGCUACAGGAAUGGUUGGUUGUAAUCAGGAGGACUUCGAUGAAAGACCACUCUGUACGAAGGCUAUUAUAGAUGAGUACCAGGACAUGAGUAAUGCUGUUUUUGGGUUAGGGGGUGGCGUUUGGCAGCCAUGGCACUCUCCUGGAACUCAGAGAUGUUUUUGGUGGACUAUCAAAGGUGGAAGGUCAAAUAUGAUGAAGCUGUUUCUCGAUGAAACCAUGGUUGAUGCCAAUCUGAUGAGUGAUGAAGGACAGACACCACUCUCAUGGGCUAUUAGAUGGGGGAAAGAAGAUGUUGUCAAGGUACUUCUCAGAAGUAUCAGAGUUGAUGUGCAUUCCAGGAACAAGACAGGACGAACAGCUUGUUGGUGGGCUGUAAAAAACGGAAAGGAUCGCAUGAUUCAGCUACUACUCGACUCGAAAUGGUUCAAUAUCCACCGAGAAUGUGAUGAGCUUGGACGCAUGUUGUUCUGGUGGGCCAUUGGAAAAGGCAACGCUGGCGUGAUUAAUAUGCUUCAUGAUUCGGGCAAACAUGGUAUCAACACGAAGGAUCCAUCGGGCAGGACGCCGCUAAUAUACGCCGCCGAGACUUGUGCUGAGGAGGCCAUGAGGGUACUUCUCAGGACAGGAAAGGCUGAUAUACACAUGGUUGAUAACAGGGGUGACACAGCACUUUCGAUAGCUGUGAAGAGGGGUUAUAGGACAAUAGUCGAUCUGCUGUCUACUCAUAUGGAUCAGAGCAGUGGAAUUGCCAUUAGGGUUACAGAGUAUUGA
This is a messenger RNA of Fusarium redolens, 5550 nucleotides long. RefSeq lists its product as uncharacterized. Gene Ontology annotation, molecular function: protein binding. Bases 1 to 5550 code for a protein of 1849 amino acids. The record is from RefSeq and is a predicted model, not a curated record. Lineage: Eukaryota; Fungi; Ascomycota; Sordariomycetes; Hypocreales; Nectriaceae. The transcript has 8 exons.